AUGCAGGAGGAGGUUGGUCACUGGGCGGGCCAGCCAGAGAAGGAGAUCCGCCUGCUUCAGAGAAACAGCGGCGACCGGCUGUUCCCCAUCCUCACCCGAGGCAGCAAGUAUACCAUCCGCCUGGAGGGCACCCUCAAUAACUCGGGCAACGGGCAGACCAGCGAGAUGACCCUGACCUGGGAGCGCACCAACAUUGUCGACACAUCGGAGAUCUCCUUCCAUUUCCUGGAGCCUUUUCGGACGGAGGACUGUGACACCUAUCCCUCGUGCCUGGCAUGUCUGGCUGAUCAGGGCUGCGGCUGGUGUCCGGACACCAGCACAUGCCACCAGCGGGUACUGGGCAUUGACGGCCAGUGUGGGAGGAGUCGGCACCUCAUCCUGACCCCUGGGGGCUGUGUGCUGUGCAGGGAGCACACCGACUGCCCCUCCUGCAGCCGGGACCCCUACUGCGAGUGGCAGGUCAACGUCAACCGCAAGGGGGAUUUCCAGUGUACCCGCCGAGGCAGGUCACCCCGGGCUAUCCACUCUCCUGCUGCCUGUCCCGGACCCUGUCACCUGCAGACCUCGUGUCGGGAUUGUCUGAGCAACUCCAGCCAGUGUGCCUGGUGCCAGUCCACAGGCAGCUGCUUCCUGUUCACCUCCUACCUCGCCAAGUACCCAGCUGGGCAGUGUCGGCACUGGUAUGACAGUGUCCACUCGGUCAGCCUGUGUACAGACUGCUCGGCCUUCCUCAGCUGUAAGGACUGUCUGCAAAACUUCGAGUGUGGCUGGUGUGGCAACGCGGACAACCCCACCAUCGGCAGGUGCGUGCCGGGUGAUUUCCGGAGUCUCCGGGAGUUUGUGAAUUGUUCAGUUGCCCUGUCGGGCCUCUCUAACCUGACGGUGAGGGAGGGGGCUGGCUGGUCAUACAGCUCCUGCCCAGACAUUGAUGAGUGUCGCCUCCACAUGGACAACUGCAACUCCUUCGCCACCUGCAGGAACACCUUUGACUCCUUCCAGUGUCACUGUAACCGCGGUUACGCUGGAGACGGCAGCUCCUACUGCAACCAGACCUGUUACAAUGAGUGCAGGCACGGCCAGUGCAGUGGGCCUCCUGACUACUCCUGUAUCUGUGAGCUGGGCUGGACCUCUGACAUGGAGACCGUCAACGAGACUGGCGUCGAAUGUGACAUUGACUGCGGCUGUCACUUCCACAGCACGUGCCGUGAUGGCAUUGGAAAGUGUGACCAGUGCAUGGACUGGACCAUGGGGCAGCACUGUGAGCUGUGCCAACCUGGCAGCUAUGGCAAUGCCACCCAGAAGGAUGGUUGCCAGCAGUGUGCGUGUAAUGGGCACGGGGCCAGCUGGCUGGGUGACUGUGACCGGGCGACAGGCAGAUGUUUUUGCACCGAGAACACUGAAGGGCCACACUGUGAGGACUGUGUCGCAGGUUACUAUGGAGACCCACGAGGGAAUGGAAGAUGUUACCGCGAGUGCGUGGGCCGUGUCCUGCUGCAGAACAUCUCCUCGUCGGCCCUGGGCUCUGCGCGGGGUCAGGGCCUCUCCGCCAAGGGCCUGGCCUACUGCCUCUGGGUGCUGACCACCUCCACCAGCCUGGACUCCUGCCAGGGACAGAGUGGCUGCCUGACCAUCAGCCUGACCAUUGGGCCCGACGUCAGGGUGACGUGCGGUCAAAACUAUGUCUACGUCUUUGACGGGGUGCCCAGGUUCCUGAGCCAGCCCCAGCAGCACAGUGCCCUCUACGCAGAUCCGAAACUGAUCGGCGCCUUCUGUGGCAACGGGCACACACGGGCGGUCAAGGUGGACGCUGUCUCAGGAGUCCUCACCGUCUACUUCGAAGCCAACAUCUCCAGGGCAGCGGGCACAGAGGGUUUCAAUGCCACCUACACCAUCAGCAGCUGCCAGCCCAGAUGCCUGGACAACCAGAGAUGCCAGGACGGGCACUGUGUGUGUGAGACGGGCUACAGCGGCGAGAACUGCACCUCAAGCAUCUGCCCCAAUAACUGCUCGUCCCGAACCCACAGCGGGCACUGCCGCAUGGAUACUGGAGUCUGCGUCUGCGUGGAGGGAUUUGCUGGCAGUGACUGUGGGACGAUUGUACAGGCCAGGAACAUCGUCUGGGAGACUGUCACUCCCCCCGAGCAUCGCCCAGAAGAUGGUGGCCCCCUGAAGCGCAUGGGCCACUCGAUGGUGGAAGGCCCGGGUUCCACCCUUUGGAUCUACGGAGGCCUGUCCCUCAGGAAGGGGAUUUUAAACAGUGUUUAUAGAUUCUCCCUCAGCGACCGUCGGUGGAGCGCCGAGGUAAGGCCGGAGGGCCGGGCGCCCAGAGCACGGUACUUCCACGCGGCAGCGACAUCAGGCCCUGCCCUGGACACCAUGUACGUGGCUGGAGGACUGACCGACAGCGGGGUGGCCAGUGAUUUCUGGCUGCUGGACCUGGCCAACGCAGUGUGGACAGAAGGAGAGUCGGGACUCCUGCCUCCGGUAACUGGCCACACUCUGACCCUGUGUCGGAACUCCGUCCUGCUCCUCAUCGGAGGCUACUCCCCACAGAACGGCUUCAACAACAAGCUGCUGGAAUACGACAUCCGCUCCGCCAACUGGAGUGUCCGCCAGCACACAGGAACAGCCCCGACAGGGUUAUACGGGCACUCAGCCAUUUACCACCCAGCCACGGAUGCGGUCUAUGUGUUUGGGGGCUAUCGGUUUUACCUCGAGAGUGUGUCAGCCUCCCGUGAGCUGUACAGCCUGUACCUCCCUGGGCUGAGCUGGAGCCUGCUCGCCCCCUCCCACGGCACCAAGCCCCUCGCCCACUUCUUCCAUGUUUCCGGAUUGUUUCGGGACACGAUGGUGGUAGUUGGAGGUCGUACAGAGACAGAGGACUUCAGCGCCGCCAUCUUGCUGUACCACAUCAACUGCAACACCUGGAUCACGGUGAACCAGACAGGGCCGGCUGUGCUGGGGGAGCCGAUGAGACCUUCGGUUGCUGCUGCUGCUGUUGCUGUGAAGAAGAAGCUGUAUAUUUCCGGAGGCUAUGGUGGCGUGCUGCUCCCUUCGAUGGUGACCCUGCGUGUGCCACAGGAUCCCUGCCUGAUCUUCUCCCGUCCCGCCGAGUGUAACAGCAGCAGCUGUGUCUGGUGUCGCUCCCUCCACAACGGCAGCUGCCUGUCUGCGGAUCAGGCCGAGAGGUACGGCUGUGAGGCAGCCAGCUCUCUCUGUGAGCCCCUGCCCAGACUCCCUGAAGACUGCCGCAGGCUGCGAACCUGCAGCGAGUGUCUUGCCCGCCAUCCCCGGGUCAUCGGUCAAAUGCAGCAGCUGAGAUGUAAAUGGUGCACCAACUGCCCAGAGGGGGCCUGCAUCAGCAGCAACUCCAGCUGCACCAAGGAGAAUGACUGCCGCAUCAACCAGCGAGAGAUCUUCGUCGCUGGGAACUGUUCGGAAAUAUCCUGCGAAGCCUCGGACUGUGCCAAGUGUACAGCGUCUGGCAAGUGUAUGUGGACCCGCCAGUUCAAACGCACAGGGGAGACCCGCCGGAUCCUCAGCGUGAGCCCCGCCUACGACUGGACGUGCUUCAGCCACUCUCUGCGCAAUGUCUCCCCCAUGCCGGUGGAAUCCUGCCCGCCUGAGCCGUGCCCGAGGCCAUGCCACACCCUCACCAGCUGUGCCGAGUGCCUGAGCUCUAAUGGCUCCGAUGGUGGUUGGCAGCAGUGCGUCUGGAGUCUAGCUCUGCAGCAGUGUAUGAGCCCGAGUUUCCUGCCUCUGCAGUGCGCUGCUGGGAUGUGUGGCCGCCUGUUGAAGGGGCAGAGGGCCAGCUGUAACCUGUCGUGUGCCAGCUAUCAACAAUGCUCCCGCUGUAUCCGACACUCGCACUGUGGCUGGUGUGCCACCCAUGGUCACAACGGGAUCGGCCGGUGUAUCCAGGGUGGACUGAAUGGGACUCAGGACGACAGCAGUGAAACGUGCCCAGCAUCCGAGGGCACCUGGGCCUUCAUGUCGUGCCCACCGGAGAACGAGUGUUUAAAUGGGCACCAUGACUGUGAUGACACCCAGAACUGCACGGACAAGCUGCAUGGGUUCGAGUGUGUCUGUCGCAAUGGCUACAUGCAGGAUAGUGGGCUGGGACUGUGUAAGCCGGUGUGUGAACAAGGCUGUGUCAAUGGUACAUGUGUGCAGCCCAAUAGCUGUGAGUGCCACUUUGGGUAUGUGGGCGCAAACUGCUCGGUGCAGUGUCAGUGUAACCAGCACAGCAACUGUGAGAGUGUCAGUGCCCGGGACCGAUGCCUCCAGUGUGUCAACAACACCAAGGGUGAUCACUGUGAGAAGUGCCAGCCUCUGUUUGUGGGGUCCGCUGUUGCUGGUGGUCUGUGCAAACCGUGUAGCAGCUUCUGUAACAACAACAGCCACAUCUGCAUCAUGAGGGAGCAGUACGAGAGGGCCAAGGCGAACCCGGAGAAAUAUUCCCUGGAACCCCACACGAUCACAGGCUGGCUGGACGAGGGACCCUGGGAAGAUAAUGCUGUCUGUGUCCAGUGUCAGAACAACAGCUCGGGGGAGCACUGUGAGUCCUGCCUGGACGGUUUCUUCCUGCUGGAUGGGAAAUGCACCAAGUGCCAGUGUAAUGGUCACUGGGACAGAUGCCGGGUGACGGAUGGUACCGAGUGCCAGUGUCAGAACAACACCGAGACCAGCUGCCCGACGGCACAGACCGACAAGAGGGACUGCUACAAAUACCAGUGUGCCCGCUGUAAGGAGAACUUCCUGGGGAACCCAACCAAUGGGCGGCAGUGCUACAGGCAGAUCACUGUGGAACAGGAGUACUGCUUUGACCCGACCUCCCAGAGUAACUGUUACCAUGAGCCCAACAUCAAGAACCUGCCUCUGGGCCGCAGUGUGCUGUUUGCUGUCCAGCCCAAAUUCACCAACGUCGACAUCCGCAUCACCAUCGACGUCACCUUCGGGGGCAUCGACGUCUACAUCUCCAACUCGCACUCCGCCUUCACGGUGAGCGUGGACCCGGGCACCGGCUUCCACCGGGUACGGGUGGGAGACCCCGAGGCGCGGAGGGAGGCGCCCGGCCUGAGGCGGAAGCGGGCGGCCGUCCAUAAUGCCAGCCUGGCACUGCCCGAGGGUCUGGAGCGGGUGAGGGAGGAGCGGGCGGAGGGCCUCACCACCUACGUGACGGUGGGCAGCCGGUACACGGUGCUGGUGGUGCGGGCGGUGAGGGAGAGGCUGGUGGUCACCUACCCUUACGAGUUGCACGCCCUCAAGACCCAGCGGUUCUUCAUGGUGCUGCUGGGGGUGGGCAGCGGGGAGACGGGCGAAUCCCAGGGCCUGCUGUUCUUCCGGCAAGACCAGGCCCACAUUGACCUGUUUGUCUUCUUCAGUGUUUUCUUCUCCUGCUUCUUCCUGUUCCUCUCGGUCUGCGUGCUCCUCUGGAAGCUCAAACAGUUUGUCAACUUCCAGCAGGAGCAUCGGCGCCACAUCCAGGAGAUGAACAAGAUGGCGAGCCGCCCCUUUGCCCACCUGGCUGUCUACCUGGAGCCUGACCCCGAGCUGCUGCUGCUGCCCCUUCGCCACCAGCUGGGGCACAGGCUCAAGGCCCACAGGAGCCCAGACGGGAGCCUCCUGCCCCAGCUCCUGGGCCUGGCCCAGCCCGGCUUCCGGGUGGGGCCCAUCACCCUGGAGCCCACCGACGAUGGCAUGGCCGCAGUGGCCACCCUGAUGUGCCAGCUCCCCGGGGGUCCCCUGGCCCCCAACCGGGCCUGCCUGGGCUCGGCGCUGGUCACCAUUCGGCACAACCUGCAGGAAUACUGCAGCUCGGCGUACGGAGCCAGCCACUCCCGCAAGGCCGGGGGAGGAGGGGGGAUCAGCCACGACAACCUCACCAGCAUGUCCAUGUGAGCCACCGC
Molecule: messenger RNA, 5909 nt
Organism: Hemiscyllium ocellatum (epaulette shark)
Lineage: Eukaryota; Metazoa; Chordata; Chondrichthyes; Orectolobiformes; Hemiscylliidae
Gene: megf8
Product: multiple EGF-like-domains 8
Exons: 28
Coding region: 1-5901 (1966 amino acids)
Molecular function (GO): protein binding; calcium ion binding
Source: RefSeq, a predicted model, not a curated record